Pistacia vera is the source of this 1311-nucleotide messenger RNA. RefSeq names its product tRNA-splicing endonuclease subunit Sen2-1-like. Gene Ontology annotation, biological process: tRNA splicing, via endonucleolytic cleavage and ligation; tRNA-type intron splice site recognition and cleavage. Bases 254 to 1015 code for a protein of 253 amino acids. NCBI's taxonomy places the organism in Eukaryota, Viridiplantae, Streptophyta, Magnoliopsida, Sapindales, Anacardiaceae. Gene Ontology annotation, molecular function: nucleic acid binding; tRNA-intron lyase activity. Gene Ontology annotation, cellular component: tRNA-intron endonuclease complex. The record is from RefSeq and is a predicted model, not a curated record. The transcript is spliced from 3 exons.
CAGUUAACAUUAACCAACUGAAUUAGAGAACCCUUAUAAAGACUUUCAAAUGGGAUUAUUUAUGAGAUUCUUAUUCUUACAAAAUUAAUUGUUUUAGUUAGGACUCUCUUUUACAGAUUCUUGAUUUUCGAAGGGACUUGAUACGUUGAUUUCAGAAACCCUACUAAAAGAGGACGAGCCUUACUCUUACAUUCGAGACUGAGGAGAGGAGCUCUUUAAGUUAGAAUCAAAGAAACUGGUUUUCUGGUUCUAGAUGUUGCCAAGAUGGAAAGGAAAGGCAGCAAAAGCCAAAGCUUUUGCCGAUCCCAUGUCGAAAAUCGUCUCAGAGCUUCAGUCUUCUCUUGUCCAAUCAGAGGCUCAUGCGUUGCUCUCCGGGUGCAGUGCACUUCUUGCAGUGGAAUCAGAACAAACUGAUCUUCUCAAUCGAGCUUGUUUUGGUCGAGCCAUUGCUACAACUGAGAAAGAGAAGCAGUGGUUUCAGUUGAGUAUGGAGGAAGCUUUUUAUUUGUGUCAUUCUUUAAAAUGCCUGAAGAUUAAGGUUGGUGAAGAUAAUUGUCCGAAGAAUGAUGAAGAGCUAUGGGAUUAUAUGAAAUCCAAGAAGGAAAAGUUUCCUUUAUUUUACAAGGCUUAUUCACAUCUUCGAAACAAAAAUUGGGUUGUGAGGUCAGGAUCACAGUAUGGUGUGGAUUUUGUUGCUUACUCUCACCAUCCUUCUCUGGUUCAUUCGCAAUAUGCAGUGCUUGUUUUAUCAGAAGGAGACGAUGGUGAAAAUGCAAAUCAGAGAUUAAGGGAGUGGUCUGAUAUUCAUUGCAUGAUUCGACUUUGUGGCAGUGUUGCAAAAACAUUGUUGGUUCUUAACAUCAAUAAAAAUGGUCAAGUUACUGUCUCCCCAUCAUGUUUGGAGGGUUAUGCUGUUGAAGAGCGAACAAUCAUGAGAUGGAGCCCACAGCAGUGCCGAGAAGAUCAAACAGUAGUUGAAAAUGGAAUCAAUUUCAGUUUUAAUGUGUGCAGAUGAGGUUGGAACGUGCAACCAUAGCUGCAUCAAAUAUUUAAAUGCAGAUCUUAUGGAUAAUCAAGAGAAUAUUAACUCGAGUUUGAUGUAUAACUUUUCAUGUGCUUUUUGUCUCUGUUUUUUAAUAGACAUUUGGUUCUCCUUCCACGACAUUGUUCAGAAUUCACAGAAGCCAGAAUCUCUCAAUUGAAAAUGAACUCAAAACAACCAAGUGAUAGUUUGUAGAGAUCUCUUAAAAUGGUGGGUUUUUUCUGUAAUUUAUUUUCAAUUUUAAAAGCAUCAUAUCUUCGUUCAUUUUA